Molecule: messenger RNA, 1122 nt
Organism: Pisolithus orientalis
Lineage: Eukaryota; Fungi; Basidiomycota; Agaricomycetes; Boletales; Pisolithaceae
Exons: 4
Coding region: 212-850 (212 amino acids)
Source: RefSeq, a predicted model, not a curated record
AGUUCUGUAAACCGGCAUCGGGAAACGGCAUGAUGGACAGGAUUCAUGGAAGUUGGGGAAAAACAGUGUCAUGGCCAUACAUGCCAUUGGCACUCAUCGGUUGUCUUCAAAGUCCAGAGCCUUGAAAUGGCAAUCUCGUUCAAGAUAUAAAGCACGAAUGACCUGGCACUCAGACUCAUAACCUACAAACACAGAUCAUCGAACAACAGCUAUGGCAUCAGAACGCGUCAUCCCCCGAGGCCCCCCUCUUUCUGUCUGGGCAUCGUCACGCCUUAAUUCUCUCCUGCGAAGCGAGACGACGGACAGGUUCAACAGGAUUUUUGACGUUACUUUCGCCCAAGACCUCGAAGUCGUCCUCAAUGGGAAGACUCUCACUCGCGACGAGUACAAGAAGGUGUUACUCGGGCAGAGUGGGGCGGGAUCCUCGGCAAUCAAAGAUGUGCAGAUUGAGGGAGAGACGGUAGUCAACCCAAUCCCUCCUGAAGAUCGAUUGGGUGGCUUCGUUGGCAUGUUCUACACAAUUACGAGCACCUCCAAACGUUUCUUUGUGUUCGGCGUACCUGCGAGGCAGAAGGACGUCUCUAGUGUUAACCUGACCGUGAAGUCGACCGCGGACACCCGCCUUCGUUACCUCGACCCACGGAGGAUCGCUGAAGUCAACCAGAUUCUCCAGCCCAGGACCUUUAUCGUCUCAUUCCCUAGGUCGGUUGUGCCCGCGAACGAGACUUCUGGCUCUGGAAAGGUAGAGCUAGGACCUGUCAAUAUUAUGCAGGUGGAGGAGGAACUCAGUGUUUUGGGGAAUAAAUUCAGCACUGCGUCAGUCCCUGAGGCCGACAUUGACGAGGAAUGAAGUCUUUGCUUCCGCCAAUAUGUAGACGGUCACGCAGAAAGUGAUGGGACGGAAUGCGUGACCACUGCAUGCCGAGCUUCAUGUAUAAUUGAAUCCUGAAUUUGAUUUGUGUAUCUGCUAUGUCGCCUGAAGUUACAUCUGCACGAGUACUCGGCCCAGCACCGUCAGAUAUUAUUCUGCUCAGUGCAGGGCGCUAAUAAGCACGACAUGAAGGUUCGAGGAUGGCUUUUUUCGUUCACAUUCGGCGCACGAUACAAUUGGCCAAGUAAAAG